Messenger RNA from Cryptococcus deneoformans JEC21, 1663 nucleotides. RefSeq lists its product as hypothetical. Bases 57 to 1334 code for a protein of 425 amino acids. The record is from RefSeq and is a predicted model, not a curated record. Lineage: Eukaryota; Fungi; Basidiomycota; Tremellomycetes; Tremellales; Cryptococcaceae. The transcript has 12 exons.
CUCUCAUUGUAACAGAAAAGGAAUUUGUCUCCGAGAUCGUAAUCAACGAGAUCAAGAUGGAGUGCAGGGGAUUAGUCGAUCCCUUGGUAAACUGGGUGAAGGAAGGGUCAGACGGGGACUGGUCUCCUUCCCAUCCCACCGACGCUCAACGUGAGUCCAUCCUUUUCCUCUGCGGAGCAUUUCUGUUCAUCCUCAUCUUCUGGCAAGGAAAAAUCGCGUACUGGUAUACAACAAAACGAAUGAGAAACAAGAAGACUGCAGUGAUCAAGAAAGUGAGAGUUUGGAAAAGCGUGCCUAUACCCAUAUUGUGGCCAUUUAAGAUCUUGACAGUACUUUACCACGAGCUUUCACAUGCUGUCGUAGGAAUGCUUACGAUCUGGUGGAGGGAAGUCAUGUAUGGCAGACCUGCACAAAGAGGGCGAAUAGAAUUCAUCAUGGUCGACAAGUAUGAGGGAGGGCUAACGCAGUUUGGAGGAGACACCAAACCAAAUUACGCCCUGACUCUGCCUGCUGGCUAUGUAGGAAGCUGCCUCAUAGGCUGCUGGUUCUUGUUCACGGGGUUCAAUGCCAAAUGGUCAAAGUAUGGUGCACUUAGCCUCUUAUGUUUGACUGUCAUAGCAACCAUUGUAUGUGCAUUUGUCAAGGUCAAAUAUGCUAUAAUACAUCACUGGCAUAGAAUUUGCGCAUGGGGUUUCCGGUGGAUAUUCUGCAAUAAAGAGAAAGCUCGCGAGAAGAUGGACAAUCACUUUGCGUCAACGAGAACAAGAAACGAAAAAGCAAACUACUAUCACGACGACAGUGAGGAGGAUGGAGGACCCACUGAACAUGAUCUACAUGUCUCCCAAGAUAUAAUCAUUGGCUGUUCUUUACUCGUCGGUAUCCUACUAUGGGCGGCAUGGAACUGGGAUGAUUCUAUCUACCUUCGUUUCGCCAUGCUUGGCAUGGGCCUUCUUAGCGCUCUAUAUGCUGUUUGGGACAUUGCACUCGACGGUAUCAAGUAUGCAGAAGUGGCAGAAUCCGAUGCCACAUUGAUGGCUGAAGUCUAUAAUCAAAGUAUUCAAGAGUACAAUGGACUACAUCCUCAUCACCCCAAGCGUGAAAGGGGAGCCCGCUUCUACGCAUUCAUAUGGCUUUCCGCCAAAGUGGUUGUCAUAAUCGCUGUUCUCAUUGGUGCCUACUUUAGCUUCAGAGAAACCGUCGCUCAGCAAGCCAUCCAAUCACGAGGGUUUUUGCCUGCACAGUUCCAUUAUGGCCUAGCUGAUCUCCGAGAAGACACCAAAGGCGCUUCCGAUGCCGUUUCGGAUACUGUGUCAGGUUGGAUUGAUGACAACUGACGAUCAUACCUGAUGUAUGGGCGCAUUACUAGACAAACAAAGGGGUAAUGAUGCGGGUUUAGACCAUCUGCUGUCGUCCUGUACUGUUUUUGGAGAUUUUAUUCUCCCAGUAGUAUUAUAUAGUGAAGGGUGUUUUACAACGAUAGCCCGGAAGAGGGCAUAUUAUUACUGUCGAACGCAACUAGGGUAGGAUAAGUGUUGCAGUAGUUUUACUUCUUACAGUAGCAUACAGUCGUUCUUCCUGUCUUCCGUCCUAGACCCUUGAUGAGUCUCUCCUCUUUCUCGCGCUGAGCAGUCUUGUCUGUGUUAUCUUUUUCCGCUGCUUCUUC